This is a messenger RNA of Brassica napus (rape), 3231 nucleotides long. RefSeq lists its product as uncharacterized. The record is from RefSeq and is a predicted model, not a curated record. The transcript has 3 exons. The coding region runs from base 1249 to 3138 and encodes 629 amino acids. NCBI's taxonomy places the organism in Eukaryota, Viridiplantae, Streptophyta, Magnoliopsida, Brassicales, Brassicaceae.
AACGUAAUGCAUGAAUUGUCAAAGAUAUAAUAAAAAAAGGGCAAAGCUUGGCGAGAAAGAUAAAGAGGUCACUUCCAAGAAACUUGUCCAAGAAUAUUCAACCCUGAUUUUGUCUUAUAAAUACAUAUCAUGAAACUAAAUCUAAACAUCAUAAAAAACUCUAAACAUGUCUCCCUUGGCGUCUUUCUUUGGUUGCUUCGUUCCAAAAUCCAGGGCAAAGAUUAGCUCAACCAAUGAUCGUAACUCGAAAGUCUUGUCCUUGGAGAAACCAAAAAGCAAAUCAAAAUCUCCGAGAGCUCCAGUCAUCGUGUCUUAUUUUCCCGCAGGUUCGAAUCUUUCGCGUUUGUAAGAGAAGAUAUAAGAUCAAGUGUGGGACGGGUGUUGACUUUUUCUUUUGAUGUUGACUUAUGUAAAUGUAAAGACUUUAUGCGUUUAUUUCAUUAUAUGUAAAUUGUACUGGACCAUCUAACUUCUCUAAGAGUUGCUGAAUGGCGACUAGAUAGCGGGGCGUAUUUAGACAAUAUGCGGGACAUAUCUAAACAAUUCACCAAUCAUGUAAUAAUGUCAAGAGAACUUGAGACAACUGGGCCUAUAUACCCCAUCCUUAAGGGAAUUAAGUAAAUACCCAAUUGAAAGAAAAACUAGUUCGACCCGUACGUUUUUGCGUGUCCCUUCCCCAAAAUAUCCCUACCGUAUGCAAAGUGGAGGCAAAAAGGUGAACAGGGAUCGACUCGGCGUGAUCUUCUGAAGUACAAAGAGCAGAUACGCUUCUGACAUAUAUUUACGGCCAUUAUCCGCCUGAAAUGCAAAUUGUUUUUCUUUUUUGUGCACAGUAGCAGCGGAAAACAAGGAUUGUCUAACAGAAAUCUCCUUGUAUCGUAUAAUGGCUGGAUUUAAAGGUUAUCCCCAAAUCUUUAAGGUUAUCGUUGGUGUAUUUAAUGGAGUCCUGGAGAAACAUAAAUGUGAAGCAGACCUGAUAGAGAGAGAACGAAACCUGUUAGAGUAAGAUUGUUGCAGUUGCGAAGAUUCUUUAACAGUAGUCGUUAUCCCUUGUGUUUGAGGUAACUUUUUUUGGUUUUCGUUAGUGAGCAUUAAAUUUCUUACUUGUUAGCGUGAUUGAUUGAGUAAUAUUCCGCCUGGAUUUGUUAACAUUUACUCCAUUGCUGUGAAAAUAUUUAUUGAUGGUUGAAUGAGGCUGUCAGUUUUGGUUGAGGAAUUAAUAUCUUCUAUGGAUGCAGAUCUGACUUAAUGGGGCAGUUGGUGAAGCUUGUUGUUGGUGUGUGGGAGGAAGUCGGACAACGUGGAUGGCUGUUCUUGGAAGAUCCGACAGAGCGUAAAUACGAAGUCAUGGUCCACGAGAACCAGACUUACGCAAGUGUCCUGGAUCUUGUAAGAACACGCUACAGUGUUAGCCUGGAAACCGCUGUUACUCUGACCUAUGAAUUUCCAGAGUGGAUGAAGGGACCUGGAGAUCUAUCACCUCCUCCAGUUGAUGUUAGAGAGGAUGGGGAUGUGGAGCUCUUCAUGUCGAUCAGGAUUGAGCUGCCAGCAACUAGGCUGAUGGUUACGAUCGGUAACGAUGUGGUUGCCCGCUAUCUGUUUCAGAGACGUGAUAACUACACUGUUAUCGGGUCCUCAAAGGGUGUAACCAGUGAUAACACACGAACUUACCCGCCUCGGACUGAUGUUAGCAUGUACGAGAAGACUGUUAAUGUUAAUGCAUCACGUGUCCCUGGUGAUGAUGGGUCGGGGUUCUGGGAAGGAAUGCUGGCGCAGUGCAUCGUCACGGCAAGCCAGCAAUUCCUAACUAAUGUCUGCGCAAAUGAAGAUGUAACUUUGGGGGGGAAUGCUGCAUUAGCCGAGAGGAUGCCUCCAACUGAUGGUUACAUAGACAGUAGCGACGGGACAAACUCUUCUACAGCUUCUUCGCCUCACCCAUGCGAGAAGAGGGAUGAGCUAUUCGAAAGUGGGAUAAUCCGUUUGGCAGAGGAACUGCCUGUGGCGCCUGCAGUGGCAAACAAGGUGUUAGCCAUUGUUGAGGCCGAACCUGGGAGAAAGUCAUAUUCCAUACUUGAAUACAUUACGAAGGGGAAAGAGAAACUGUGCAAUGAAAGCGAAGAAAAGAAGAAGCGAAGCUACAAUAGCGGACCGCGUAGUCCGUUAAUGUCUAACCCAAACUUUCCUGAUCCUAUUCCAGAUGCAGACACGACAGAUGAAGAUUCGGAAGAGGAAGCAGAGAAGCAUCUUUUUGUUGGGCAGGUUUUCAUGGACCGUACGGCUUUCAAGACUCACAUGUCUCUCUACGCUUUGGCGAACAAGUUCUGGUACUUGUGUCGUAGGUCUGAGCCUGGUAAAAUGGUGCUGAUAUGUCGGGGGAGUGAGUGUAAGUGGAGAGUGUAUGCCUCUAAGCUUUCGGGGUGUCCUCAGUUCCAAAUAAAGAAACUGGAUGAGGGACAUACUUGCACUGUUGAUGAGCGUGGUGAUUUCAAGAGGCAUGCGACUUCAAACCUAAUUGGAGAAAUGGUGAGGAACAAGUUUGGCAGUGGUGGUACUGGUCCAAGGCCAGGUGCACUUAGAGAGUUCAUGCGAACUGACCAUCACGUACCUAUAUCCUACUGGAAGGCCUGGAUAUCGAGAGAGCUAGCCAAGGAGCGUGGACUUGGAAAUACAGCGGAUUCUUACAGAAUGUUGCCUGCCUACUUGUCGCAGCUGGCAGUGGCAAACCCGGGUUCAGUGGUAGCCAUCGAAACAGCUCCUUCAGAAGAGGAUCUCAAGCGCUUCAAAUAUCUUUUCCUCUCUUUUGGUGCUUCUGCUAAGGGGUAUCGUUACAUGCGAAAGGUCAUUGUUGUUGAUGGGACACACCUUAAGGGGAAAUACAAUGGAUGCCUUCUGAGUGCGAGUGCACAAGAUGCCAAUUAUCAGAUCUUUUCCAUAGCUUUUGCUAUAGUCGAUGGAGAAAAUGACCAGUCGUGGGGCUGGUUCUUCCAGAAACUAUCAUCCAUUUUAUCUGAUGGUUACGAUCUCGUUUUCGUCUCGGAUAGGCACCAGUCUAUAUAUGCUGGUCUCCACAAGGUAAAUACACAUUUUGAGGAUCUACAUAUGAAAAUGUUUUUCUUUUCGGAAUACGAACGAAGAUAACAACUAAUUAUCACAAAACCAUGUUCCCUUUUUAUUGGGUCGUAAGGAAUAAGUUAGGAUGUAUGUGUGAUGGUUAACUGUCAUGUCAAGUUG